This is a messenger RNA of Osmerus eperlanus (European smelt), 1732 nucleotides long. It is a transcript of the gene prss59, whose product is annotated as serine protease 59, putative. The transcript is spliced from 9 exons. Gene Ontology annotation, molecular function: dipeptidyl-peptidase activity; serine-type exopeptidase activity. Bases 35 to 1531 code for a protein of 498 amino acids. Gene Ontology annotation, biological process: proteolysis. The record is from RefSeq and is a predicted model, not a curated record. NCBI's taxonomy places the organism in Eukaryota, Metazoa, Chordata, Actinopteri, Osmeriformes, Osmeridae.
AACAAAGUCACAUGCCUCUGUUCCCAUUUCCAACAUGGCUUUUCUACAUUCUAGGCACCGUCUGUCUUAUGCAGUACUAUUCAUUGUCGUAUUUCUUGUAUGUGGAACUUGUGAGGCUAAAUUGAAAGGAUUUCGCAAAUGUACCAAUGUGCUAAAUUACAAUACAGAUGUCGGGGUAUCCGAUGAACAGUGGUUUGUUCAAAAACUAGAUCACUUCAACGGUGCAGACAGCCGAGAAUGGAAACAAAGGUACUUUGUGAACGACGACUUCUACAAAGCCGGUGGUCCGGUGUUUCUGAUGAUUGGAGGGGAGGGUCCUGCCAACCCUGCAUGGAUGCAGACAGGGUCCUGGCUGACAUACGCCAAGAAGUUUGGUGCUUUGUGCCUGAUGCUGGAGCACCGCUUCUACGGCAAGAGUCACCCCACAGAAGACCUGAGCACUGAGAACCUGCGCUUCCUCAGUAGCCGCCAGGCCCUGGCCGACCUCGCUCACUUCCGCACCGUCAUGGCCGCCGGGCGGGGGCUGGACAACAGGAAGUGGGUGGCGUUCGGGGGCUCGUACCCGGGAUCGCUGGCCGCCUGGUUCCGACUGAAGUACCCUCACCUAGUUCAUGCUGCUGUUGCUACCAGUGCACCUGUCCACGCCACCAUCAACUUCCCAGAGUAUCUGGAGGUAGUAAGGCGCUCUCUAGCCUCUGAAAGUCCACAGUGCCCCCUGCUGGUGAAGAAGGCAUCUGACACUCUGAUGGAUCUUCUCAAAGACCCCUUCAACUUCUCCAACAUCACCAAAGACUUCAAUCUGUGUUCCAAGCUGCAGGUCCAGUCGGACAUGGACUCGGCCUACCUUCUGGAGACACUCGCAGGGAAUUUCAUGGACGUGGUCCAGUACAACGAGGACAAUAGAGAAUUUGAGGGUGUGGUGGGCACCAACAUCACCAUCGAGGUGCUGUGUGGCGUGAUGGCGGACGCCUCACUGGGUGAACCCUACGCCAGGUACGCUGCCGUGGCCCGGCUCCUCAUGGACACCUUCUCCAUGAAGUGCCUCGACGCCAGCUACGCCAACAACCUGAGGGACAUGAGCAACACCUCCUGGAGUGGACCUGCGGCCGGCGGAGGGAGACAGUGGGUGUAUCAGACCUGUACUGAGUUUGGGUUCUACCAGAGCACAGAUUCCCCCGACCAGCCAUUUGGUGGAUUUCCACUCCCGUACCAUGUCAAACAGUGUAGCGACUACUACAGCGUGAGUGCCCAGACUCUCGGAGACGCCGUAGCGCAGACCAACGAGUACUACGGAGGCUACGACAUCCACUCCUCCAGGAUCGUCUUCCCCAACGGCUCCAUCGACCCCUGGCACGCUCUGGGGAUCACCCGCGACAUCUCCGAUGACCUGCCCGCCAUCUUUAUCAAGGGGACGGCCCACUGCGCAAACAUGUACCCUGCCAGGAGUCAGGACCCUCCUCAACUGACCCUGGCCCGGGACCAUGUCCUCAUGCUUCUUCAAAGUUGGCUUAGUGACGGACAAUUACGCUGAUUUAAUCAGAGGCCUUGGAAAACAGUUUGGAUCACCUCUGUGUUCAAUCAGUGACAUUGGAGUGAAGCUAAUCAAUUUGCCCAAGCACUGAUGUCUCGAUUUCUCCAGAAAAAGGCACUUUAACCACUUUUAAAUGAGUAUGCUGUAAUAAUAGCUUUUUGUCAAUAAGAAAUAAUAAAGAUUUUUCCUUACAGAAAUACA